GCCAUGUUGAGGGGUCGCGGCUCCUCUUAUCCCCCUGGAUGUGAUGAGGAGGAGGAGGAGUCUGGAGCGGCCGGUGCGGGCUGAGUCUCCACACAUCGGAGCGGGGAGGGGGUGUCCGGAGAUGGGGACAGGGGCUGAGGAGACGGGGCUGCGGGCGCUGGAGACAUCGGGGAGGAGGCGGAGGAUGCUGAGAGAUGUCACCGCGGGGCACACGCGUCUCCUGUAGCCGUCCCUCCACAUCUACAUAGCUGCACAGGAAGGAGGAGGACACCGGCUGCAGCCGCACAUCCAGCCCGGUCCGCGGGGGGCACCGCCGGCCACUGCGCCUCUUUGUGAUCGGAGCCGCCUCUCUGGAGAUGGGCGCACAGACUGAGGGGGUCCCCGGAGAGGAGCCCGGGCCAUUAGCGCCCACCCCCCACUGCUUGUAAGACUGAGGAUCCGCCGCCUGGGACCCACUCUGUGCAAUGGGAUGAAGAUGAGGUGGCACAAGAUGUUCUUGCUCCUUUGCAUGGCUGGACUGUGUGUAAUCUCAGUUCUCCACUUUCUGAAAGCCCUGUCUUAUGUUUCAUUGUCAAAGGACUUGGUCUCUCUUAGUCCUAAUUUCAUUUCUGGCUUCUUUUGGGAAUCCCGGCCUUUGAUAUUUCAACACCUAGAAAGGACAGAUGAUGGUACCCAGGUUCUACGCACCCCUGGCUACUAUCGACCUCCGGAGGCUGCUGUUCAGCAACCCAGGCCGCCACCUUCAGGACAUGGUCCAGGCAUUAGCACAGAUGAAUUGCACCUGAAGGAAUUUGUUUUGCAGGAAGAUACAGCAGAGUAUUUUGUGAGAACUAAGUCUGGCGGUGUAUGUUUUAAACCAGGAACAAAGUCACUAGACCGCCUGCCUUCUGAGAAGCCAGAACGGUCCUUGCCACGUAAAGUAUCACCAAUCAUUUCUCGACAGCCACAGCAGCCAACACAGAAACGGAGGAAAUGGGUGGAAUGUGUUUGCUUACCUGGCUGGCAUGGACCUAGUUGUGGGGUGCCAACAGUUGUUCAACACUCCAAUCUCCCCACUAAGGAUAGACUAACACCACGGCUGAAACCACGCCGUGUUAUCAAUGCCAUCAAUAUAAAUCAUGAGUUUGAUCUUUUGGAAGCACGAUUUCGGGAACUGGAGGGGGCUGUAGAUGUUUUCUUAAUAUGUGAAUCAAACUUCACAGCAUAUGGUGAGGCACGUGCUCUCUUAUUUCGCCAAAUGCUUCUUAAUGGAACUUUUGAGUACAUUAAAUCCAAAGUAGUCUAUGUGUUCCUGGAUCAUUUCCCUGAAGGUGGGAAACAAGAUGGUUGGAUAGCAGAUGACUAUCUACGGACAUUUUUGACUCGCAAUGGGAUUGGUCGUCUGCGCAACCUGCGAGAUGAUGACCUUUUCAUUAUAGAUGAUGCAGAUGAGAUCCCCAGUAGGGAGGGUGUGCUCUUUCUUAAGCUUUAUGAUGGGUGGACGGAGCCCAUUGCUUUUCAUAUGCGCAAGUCACUCUAUGGCUUCUUUUGGAAGCAGCCAGGGACCUUGGAGGUGAUUUCUGGUUGCACUAUUGGAAUGCUUCGAACUGUAUAUGGCACAGACGGUAUCCGCCUGCGCCGACGGGAGUAUUACACUAUGCCCAACUUCCGUCAGUAUGAAAAUAAAACUGGGCACAUUUUAGUUCAGUGGUCUUUGGGGAGCCCUUUACACUUUGCUGGUUGGCACUGUUCCUGGUGCUUCCCUCCAGAAGGAAUCCAUUUUAAGCUCAUCUCUGCACAAAAUGGGGAUUUUCCAAGAUGGGGUGACUAUGAAGACAAAAGAGACUUAAACUACAUCAGAUGGCUUAUAAAGACUGGGGGAUGGUUUGAUGGAACCAAGCAAGAGUAUCCUGCGGCCGACCCCCAUGAGCACAUGUAUGCCCCUAAAUAUAUCAUGGAAAACCUCCAACGAUUUGGAUACUUAGUUAAAAACCCCUAUAGCUGAGGUGAAUGCUAAGGGAAGUAAUGACGGAAAUGGUACAAGUAACUUCAGCGCUUGAACUCUUUAUUUACAGUUUGUUUUUGCUUGUUCAUUUUCUCCCUUGUGGAUCCACUGGAAAUUAGAUUUGCCACUAACCAAAGGGAUUUGUGAAGAAAAACCCAAUGUAACUAUAGUUUGCUCGGUAGAAUGGGUGAUGCCCUCUUUGGGUUGUUGCUAAGGGAAUUGGUUACUCAGGAGAUUGAUGGUGGCGAGGGUCUCCCACCAAGUGGUAUUCGAAAGAAAUACUUCAUCCUAUUCUACGUCAGUUCAACUGUUUAUGCAACAUUGCGUGUUUACAUGUCUUUCCAAUUAUCUUUUUUUUUUCCGUAGGGAAUAAGCAAUGCUUUGCUCACCCCUGAUCAUGCUGCAUAUGUUACUUGAGUAUGACUAUGCACUUCCAGGUCCAUAUGCAUGCCAACAUGCUUCAAGGGGAAAAAAAUGGGUUAUAACCGAUUAACCCUAAGUAGCAUGUACGUGGAAAUCCAUCGUGAUACUCUCCUGCCACAUGAUCACUUCUUUUGGAUGGUGAAAUGUGUUAUAUUGCUAUAACUUCAUUAGCAUUAGUGCCAAUUGUAGAGCCUGAAAGGAUGGCAUAAGGAUGGUAAGGUAAUGAAGGUAUAAUGCACUUUUUUUGGGGGGUGUGGUUCGUCUUUUUUUGCGUUUAUAGUUAACUUGGCAAUUUUGAGUUGCAAAUAAUAAUUCUGCCAAAUGUUUAACUGAGUGUAUAUUGUGCACAGAGCUUGGUCACCUUCUAAUAGGCAGAGUUCAUGUGGGAUCAUUGGGAAGAAAAAGAUUAACUUUUUUUUCAGGUUGAGUUCUGCCUUCUAUCAAUUCUGCUCUUCAUUUACCUAAGGUUUCUGGAGAUCUAGAGUACUAUUCUCUGAUGACAUCACAAGUUCAGCAUGACAUCACACUUGUGUUUGUUUAAGGGAACCUGUCUACUCUUUCAUGCUGCUCAAACUACAAGUCAUCAAGGUAGUUGCCAAUGGCUUCUUCAUGCCACACCAGCCAUUGAUAGGUCUCCCCCUGUACCCAAAAAGGGUAGGCUAGGUUAGGCAGGCUAAAACCACCGGGAGCCACACAGAUGGCUUGUGGUUCAGGCAGCAUGAAAGUGAGGACUGGUUCCCUUAAAAAAAACUAACCGAAAUGUUUUUUUCAUGUAAACCUCAUCAUGAAGAGCCUGAACAGAUGAUCCUAAUAAAUGUGAUAGCAGUCAGAAUAAGCACACCAAGCACUACUGAAAUGUGUCUCUAAAGGCUUGGCACUUUCUCAGAAAUAAAUAUGAACUAAUGGAAGCCUUUUAGGUAGAGUAUCCAUAGGGAUGAAAUAAAGAGAAUAUAUUAUAUAUUAUACCCAAAUAAAGGGAUUUUUUUUUAUUUGCACGGUUUGGGUUAGUAAAAGGGAUUUACCGUAAUAAUUUGCUCAUAUUGGAGUGUUGGGCUCAUAGAUUUUUGGUUCACCAGUUGUGAAUCCAUUGCUGCACUGUAGAAGCCACAACACAGAGAAGACCUGAUUCACUCUUAAUCCAAAAGUGCUUUGUACGAGGCUCCCCAUUUUCGGUGUUGUCAUGAUAUGUGGUGUGGGCAUUAUUGAUGGUGUAAUUGACUACUAUGUACACUACUAAGUGGAUAUAUCAUAUAGUAAAGGAUAUAACCAUCUAGCUUGGCAUUAAGGGUUUCAUCUUGCCUUUUCUUCUUAUCUACCUCCCUGGUUCCGUUUUGCGUUAUAUGUAUUGAAAAUUCGGUUUUCAAAACUUUUUGAAUCCAUUUAUUAAAUAUGUAGAUUCCUGUAUUAUACAUUCCUGUGUUCAUCAGCAAGAUGUCAGUGGCAUUUAUGAUCACUUCAACGUCAGACAGGUCUUCUCAGAUUACUCUACCUGACUGGGUUGUAGACCAAAGGUGUCCAUACACAUAAGAGCAGUGAUAGCCAAUCCAACAAUUUCGUCAGGACCGGUUGACAAUCUUGGUCUUGGUUUGGUGGGUGGGGGCUAACUUUUCCCAAUGAUGUCUGGGUAAUGGGAUUGGGCAAGUUAACUUUCAACACCAGAGUCUGGCUCCAUUGAGCUUGAACCAAGCAUGCAUGUGUAUGAGGAGGACCGGUGGAAUAGCUGUUGAGCAUUUAGCCAAUAGCUAAUGUAUGGCCAACUUUAGACACUAGUCAUACAAUAAACGGUGUAUAGAAUUUGCAGGCUACUGCUCUGGUUAGGAGAGGAACUGUGUCCAAGAAACCAUCCAUCUCAAUAUCAUCCGAUGAGAAUUUAUUAGCUGUUAGGGCAUCCUGUCUCAGUCCAAUCAGAUUUAUAAUUUCUAGUACCGUUUAGGAGAUGAAAGAUGAACUAUGGUACUUGACUAGGACACUUCUACAUUUUUGCUUUUCUUCACUACAAUGUUCAUAGUUUUUCCGUGUUUAAAGAGAACAUUUCACCACUUGCAUGCUGUCCGAACAAUGAAUCAUCAGGCCCCGAACAAUGAGUCAUUUCAGCCCUCCAGCCUUAAUUGAUAGAUUUCUCCCUCUUUGGGUAUAGGGAGAGAUCUGUCACUCAAGGCUGGCAGGGCAGGCAGAAACCACUGGGGAGCACCCUGAUGACUUGUUCAGGCAGCAUGAAGACAGGUGAUGACAAGUCCCCUUUAAACCUAACUGGCCAAUUAUAUGUGUAAAUGUAUAGUCUCACAUCCUAAAUGGCACCAGUGGUGCACAGCAUUUUUCGGUAAUUUUUGGCAGAACGGCUUUUACACAUUGAGAACCAGUGUUUCACUAAUACAAACUGUGCAGCCAAAAAGCAUGCUACGCUGCUGGUGUCACUUGACAUGUGAGAAUACACCCAAUUCUUAACAGAGCACUUUCUUUAGUGAAACUAUUUCUAUACACCACCAUAUGUGAUCAUAAACGUGAUGGGCAUUUUUUCGCCCUAUGAUCAAAAAAACUGACACACAUUCAUGAGACCACACAAAUAUUUUUCUAUCAACCAUUUCAUGUUACCAUUAAAAUUUAUUAUGUUGAAGAUAACUGAAAACUUAAACUGUGACCACUGUGAGUAUACGUACACCACUAUGGGUAUAUAGCUCCAUAUAUGAGACCAGUGCGAUGCUGCAGUUAGUGCAUAGGUACAUGCUGUCUAGUUGCAGUGCCUGUGCCCCCUCUAAUAUAAAUGCCUGCACUUCAUUGAGUUUCAUGUAAGGGGUAUCUGCUACAGAAAUGGUGACAUGUCUAUCAUUGGUCCACGUCUGGUAUUGCAGUACAGCUGUAAUACCAGGCAAGGCCAUGGACAGAUAUGGCACUGUUUUUUGAAAGACUGUUCUGAUCCCGAACAAACCCUUUAAUAUUAUUUUGAGAAUAAAUGUCAUUGUUGCUCAUACCAAACAGAGUCUGGUUUUAUUUAUCUGGUGGACUCCAUUGUCAUUGGUUUUGUCAGGCUAUGUUGGUGUCCAUCGUGUGAUGUAUCUGGCACACCAACAGAUUUUGUUAUGAGAAUAUAACUAAACACUGCCCUAGAUUGACAAAAACUGUCUACUUGUUAGUGCAAACUUAGACAGUCUUCAAAUUCGUCAGACUAAUACAUCUCCCUGAAUAAUAAAUCUGGCUUAUCUGAGGACUGUCUAGUCUAAGUUAAAUCCAACUUGUUGGCUGACUUAAAACUAAAGCUUGUGCCAACAUUUUACUAAAUUUGGCCAUGCCUCUUUUGUUGAACCAGUGUCUAAAACUGAUAAUAAAUGUGGUGUAAGAUUAUAUAUAUAUAUAUAUAUAUAUAUAUAUAUAUA
This is a messenger RNA of Hyla sarda, 5778 nucleotides long. RefSeq names its product beta-1,4-mannosyl-glycoprotein 4-beta-N-acetylglucosaminyltransferase (gene MGAT3). Gene Ontology annotation, cellular component: membrane. The record is from RefSeq and is a predicted model, not a curated record. Gene Ontology annotation, molecular function: beta-1,4-mannosylglycoprotein 4-beta-N-acetylglucosaminyltransferase activity. Bases 470 to 1984 code for a protein of 504 amino acids. NCBI's taxonomy places the organism in Eukaryota, Metazoa, Chordata, Amphibia, Anura, Hylidae. The transcript has 2 exons. Gene Ontology annotation, biological process: N-acetylglucosamine metabolic process; protein N-linked glycosylation.